AUGCUGUCUCCAAAUGAUAAAAAGUUAGAAAAACUGGAUCCGUUCUAUCGACCUUCAGUGUCCAAGCAGAAGACCAGUGCAGAGAUCAUAAGUGAAGCCCGAAAUGCAUUAAGAACAGUUCGAACUGAAAGACCUUUUACACCAAAGGACGACCAAAGAAAAUUAUUUGGACCUGCAUCUUCAAGAACACCAGAAAAUAGGCCUCCUUCCUGCUUCAGCCUACAUGCAUCCAGUUUUGAGUCAUCUGAUUCCAGGCCUAUCUCUGGCACACGUCUCAGUCCACUAGAGCUGAAACCCAAAGUUCCAGCAUCUCCCACAGAUGAAGAUAACUGCUUUUCCUUUCCUAAACCACCCGUGGACCCUGCGAAGAUUAGAAGAAUAAGCAGUGCCCGGGCUCGCUUAUUCAGGGCAGCCUCCCAGGGAGCCCUUCUGCUGGACAGAUCCCUUCCUCCCACUGACUCAAAGAAGACAGUGGAAUCCAAAGAAACAGUUACGAUGGGGGACUCUGUGACGAAAAUAAAUGGGGUUUAUUUAACAGAAUCAAAUGCCAUUGGCCACUUAAAGAGUCACCCACUUCUGCUAACUCGUGAUGGAGGCUUCAGUGAAAUCAAGGAGCAAGGAAUGUUCCAAGGAACCACCUCCUCACCAUCUCACCUCAGAAGUGGAGGGGACCAGGGGAAGAGGCGCGUCCGGACCUUAUCAUGCCCCAGCAGCUCAGACGGGAGCAGGCAGCCAACCAAAGCAGUCCCAAAAGCCAACUUACAAGAAAAGGAUACAGAAAUAGAAGUAGAUGAAAUCUUUUGGAAUACAAGGAUUGUUCCGCUUUUGUGUGAAUUAGAAAAAGAAGAAAACAUUGAAACGGUUUGUGCUGCUUGCACACAACUUCACCACGCUUUAGAGGAAGGAAACAUGCUUGGAAAUAAAUUUAAGAGAAGAAGUAAUCUCCUGAAGACCUUAUAUAAACUAGUUGAUGUUGGUUCAGACCCGCUCAGCCUUAAACUUGCAAAAAUUAUUCUAGCACUUAAAGUGAGUAGAAAGAAUCUUCUUAAUGUCUGCAAACUUAUAUUUAAAAUUAGCCGGAGUGAGAAGAAUGAUUCUUUAAUUCAAAACGACAGCAUUCUGGAACCAUUAUUGGAAGUACUGAGCUGUGAAGACCUACAAACUAACACUGAAGCUUUUCUGUAUUGUAUGGGGGCAAUCAAAUUCAUUUCUGCCAAUCCAGGAUUUCUUAGUGAAAUAAUCAACAAAGGUGCUGUGGAAAUACUGAUGAAUUUGAUAAAGCAAAUCAGUGAGAACACCAAGAAAUGUGGUACAUGUUCACCUGACUUGGGCCACUUGUUAGUUCAGGUGACUGCUACUUUGAGAAACUUGGUUGAUUCACCACUGGCAAGAAGUAAGUUGCUGAGCGUCAGUGCCAUUCCCCAGCUCUGCACGGUGACGGAACAGUACCUGGGUGACAAGGACAUCUGUACCAAUGUGGUCAGAAUAUUCAGCAAACUUACUUCUUACCGUGACUGCUGUGCAGCCUUGGCCGACUAUUCCAGAUGUUAUGCCUUGUUUUUGAAUCUGAUAAACAAAUACCAGAAGAAACAGGAUUUAGUCAUUCGUAUUGUUUUUAUUCUUGGCAACCUAACAGCGAAAAACAACCAGGCUCGUGAACAAUUUGCCAAAGAGAAAGGAAGCAUCCAGACCCUGCUGUCAUUAUUUCAUACAUUCCACCAACUUGAUCUGCAGUCCCAGAAGCAGGCCUAUGAAGGAACAGGGCUGGCCACCGCUCAGAGGCCGCCGUCGGAGGUGGAGGACGUGCUCAUCAAGCUGACCCGCCUGCUGGCCAACAUAGCCAUCCAUCCAGGCAUUGGCCCGGCCUUGGCUGCCAACCAGCAAGUAGUGGGCCUGCUCCUGACCAUGCUGGAAUACAAGGCACUUGAUGACUGUGAGGAGCUGGUGAUCAAUACAACAGCAACGAUCAACAAUUUAUCUUAUUACCAAGUGAAGAAUUCCGUAAUUCGAGACAAGAAGCUAUAUAUUGCUGAAUUGCUCUUGAAGCUUCUUGUGAGUAACAACAUGGAUGGAAUCCUGGAGGCUGUGCGCGUUUUUGGAAAUCUCUCCCAGGACCAAGAUAUCUGCACUUUCAUUGUGCAGAACAAUGUACACAAGUUCAUGAUUGCAUUGCUGGAUGCUAAGCAUCAGGACAUUUGUUUUUCUGCCUGUGGUGUUCUCCUAAAUCUCACUGUGGAUAAAGACAAGCGAGUCAUCCUAAAAGAAGGAGGUGGCAUUAAAAAGUUAGUGGAUUGUUUAAGAGAUUUUGGUCCCACUGAUUGGCAGCUGGCCUGCUUGGUUUGCAAAACUUUAUGGAACUUCAGCGAAAAUAUCACGAAUGCUUCAUCCUGUUUUGGAGAUGAAGACGCUAACAAACUCUUAGUGCUGUUGUCAUCAUUUUUAGAUGAAGAACUAGCACUGAAUGGCAGUUUUGACCAAGACCUAAAGAACUAUCACAAAUUCCACUGGGAAACGGAAUUCAAACCUGUGGCACAGCAGCUUCUAAAGCGGAUUCAGAGACAUCACACCUUCCUGGAACCCCUGCCUGUGGCUUCUUUCUAA
Molecule: messenger RNA, 2601 nt
Organism: Otolemur garnettii (small-eared galago)
Lineage: Eukaryota; Metazoa; Chordata; Mammalia; Primates; Galagidae
Gene: ARMC2
Product: armadillo repeat containing 2
Exons: 17
Coding region: 1-2601 (866 amino acids)
Biological process (GO): cilium organization; sperm axoneme assembly
Molecular function (GO): protein binding
Source: RefSeq, a predicted model, not a curated record